AUUUGUCCCUGACUGUCAUGAUGGAGAAUAUCAGCCUCCUCCAGUUAAAGUCAUAGAGCAUCGCUAAUCUGCAGAGUAUGAGGAUGACGUCGGUUACGUCGUUUUUUUGUUUUUCUUUUAAAUUGCAAGUCGCGUGCUCUGGACGGUGAAGUCAUCUGGAUGGCACAAAGAUGCGCGCGACUUUACAUCUCCGCCGUCAAAUCCAGAAACUAUCACUGUAAGCUGUUUUUUUUUAAUGGGACUAUUUAAUUUAAAAUAAUUUCCUGCUAGAUUUUGGCACCGAGUCUAGUCGGACUUCAUUUCGAUCCCAAACUGACAUGUAAGUUGCAGCUGUUGUUAUUAUAAUAAUUGUAGUUAUUAUUAUAGAGGAAGAGGACCAGUAGCUUUUGGGGAUGGACUUUGCCUACAUUUCCAAUUCAUCCUUCAGUUCGCCUGAGAAUCUGGGAGAAGAAGAAGAGGAGUACAACAAUGUGCUCAUGCCCAGCAUCUUUGGUGUCAUCUGUUUCAUCGGGAUCUUUGGGAACUGUAUUGUCAUCUACACCAUUGUGAAGAAAACCAAGUUCUGCUCCCAGCAAACGGUUCCAGACAUAUUUAUCUUCAGUUUGUCCAUCGCAGACCUCCUCUUCCUCCUUGGCAUGCCUUUCCUCAUCCACCAGCUCGUGGGCAACGGCUCCUGGUGUUUCGGUGGCACCAUGUGCACUGUCAUCACAGCACUUGACUCCAACAGCCAGAUCGUCAGCACAUACAUCCUGACUGUGAUGACUCUGGAUCGCUACCUAGCCACCGUCUAUCCCAUCCGCUUCAAACAUGUCCGGACGCCCUUCGUGGCCGGGGCAGCCGUGGCUCUGGUGUGGGUGUUUUCUCUGGUGUCCAUCACUCCGGUCUGGAUGUACACGGGACUCAUGCAUCUGAAGAACGGCUCUGUUGGCUGCGCCCUCCUGCUGCCCAACCCAGCCACAGAUACAUACUGGUUCACCCUCUACCAGUUCUUCCUGGCCUUUGCUCUGCCGUGGGUGGUUAUCUGUGGCGUCUUCUUUAAGAUUCUCCAAAACAUGUCAGCGACAGUUGCUCCCCUACCCCAACGCAGCCUCAGGGUGCGGACCAGAAAGGUGACCCGUAUGGCGGUGGCCAUAUGCCUGGCAUUCUUCAUCUGCUGGGCCCCCUACUACAUCUUACAGCUGGCCCACCUCGGAGUGCAGCAGCCCACCUUCGCUUUCCUGUAUGCCUACAACAUUGCUAUCAGCAUGGGCUACGCCAACAGCUGCAUUAACCCAUUUAUCUACAUUGUAUUAAGUGACACAUUUAAGAGGCAGUUCAUCGUGGCCGUUCGGCCGUCCCACAGGGUUUUCAGAGUGGCACCUGCUCUGGCUGAUGGCAGCAUGAGUCUGAGGAUGGCACCAGACAGCUUUCAACCAUCUCACUCACAGUCAGCGAGGGAGCUGUUUCAGAACAUGCUGCCAGUCACUGUGGCUGUGCACUGAGAUACGGACACUUAACCAGCAAACACUUGAGCUUACAUGAAGACAUACUGUGACUCUGCUGAUCUAUAAAGAACGUUUUUGUGCCAGGUGGUGACAUAA
Molecule: messenger RNA, 1580 nt
Organism: Epinephelus lanceolatus (giant grouper)
Lineage: Eukaryota; Metazoa; Chordata; Actinopteri; Perciformes; Serranidae
Gene: mchr1b
Product: melanin-concentrating hormone receptor 1b
Biological process (GO): neuropeptide signaling pathway
Cellular component (GO): plasma membrane; neuron projection
Molecular function (GO): neuropeptide binding; melanin-concentrating hormone receptor activity
Source: RefSeq, a predicted model, not a curated record